AUGUCAGAACUCCGCCAGCGACCAACAGCUACAAAGUCCGAAAAGACCGAGAUACCACAGCGCAGAAGGCCAUCCGACAAUGACGAAGAUCACGGUAUCAGCCUGCUGGACAUGAUUCGGGUCAUUGUGACCCUGAUCGUGGCCUCCUGCGGUCUGUCUUACUACAUGACCUCGACAGAGUCCAUGCUAUGGGGAUAUAGGCCGUGGUUUACGCGGUGGCCGGUGGUGAAGCAGUGGGUGAAUGGCCCGGUAAACCUCACACCAGCUCAAUUAUCCCUCUACAACGGCACAGAUACCACCCUUCCCCUCUACCUCGCCGUAAACGGGACCAUCUACGACGUCUCUGAGAACCGAAUGAUCUAUGGGCCGGGUGGGAGCUACAAUUUCUUUGCUGGGCGCGAUGCCACGCGCGCUUUUGUGACAGGCUGCUUUAAGGACGAUCUUACGGCUGAUAUCCGCGGCGUGGAGACUAUGUUCGUGCCUGUUGAGGAUGUCGUUGAUGAGGCUCUUACGUCUGCGCAGAAGAAGAUCCGUCGGGAGAGGGAACUACGGGCUGCUAAGGCGAAGGUUGAGGCGACCGUCAAGAGGUGGCAGGGCUUCUUUGCGAAUCAUAAGAAGUAUUUUGAGGUUGGGCGUGUGGUUGACGGGACUGUGGAUGGGGAGGAGUGGCCGCUCUGUGAAUCUGCCGAGAAGCAGCGGCCGAAGAGGAGUGCGAUGAAGGAGGAGUCGUAG
Molecule: messenger RNA, 732 nt
Organism: Penicillium canescens
Lineage: Eukaryota; Fungi; Ascomycota; Eurotiomycetes; Eurotiales; Aspergillaceae
Product: putative heme/steroid binding domain protein
Exons: 2
Coding region: 1-732 (243 amino acids)
Cellular component (GO): endomembrane system; membrane
Source: RefSeq, a predicted model, not a curated record